Messenger RNA from Oncorhynchus mykiss (rainbow trout), 808 nucleotides. RefSeq names its product mediator of RNA polymerase II transcription subunit 11. The record is from RefSeq and is a predicted model, not a curated record. Gene Ontology annotation, biological process: regulation of transcription by RNA polymerase II. Gene Ontology annotation, cellular component: mediator complex. Gene Ontology annotation, molecular function: transcription coregulator activity. Lineage: Eukaryota; Metazoa; Chordata; Actinopteri; Salmoniformes; Salmonidae.
AUGUAGUUAUUCAUGCAGUCAUUUAUAUGCGCCUUUACUCGGAAAGCUUUUUGCUUUGUUGAUGUUCGCUUUCUGUAGUGUUUUUGGCAUUAUGCAGGAGUUUGGCUACAUUUAGGAUUAAUGCAUUUAAGUAAUAACCUAUUUUCUACGAUAGUGUUCCGUACGUAGCCGAUUCUGAUAAGAAUCGUCUAUUUUUAUUACUCCCAGUGUGUGAAAUUGAUCCUGAUGGCGAAUGACCGACUGCGAGCUUUGGAAGAGGUUGAGAAUCAAAUUGCAACGAUUCUGCAGUGCGCCGGUUCGUCUACCGCUGCAUGCAACAACAACAGUUCAAAUACAUUGCAACAUUGUGUUGGAGCUGUCUAAAGACAAGCACAAUGCCAGUUUCCUGGACAGACAGCUCAGCCAGUUUACUGGAUCCGUCAACAGAGUGGAGACUGAGCUCAGCUCACAAAUCAGAUACCUCACACAGGUUGCCACAGGCCAGCCCCACGAGGGCUCCACAUACUCGGCCAGGAAAGACUGUCAAAUGGCCUUGAACCGAGCAGAAUACACCAGGGUCAAACUGGGAGAGCUGGGACGCACCUGCGAAGUCAUGCUGGAUCCACAACCCUGAGAGAACACACACGGUCGGUCGGCACUCGGGCAGAGCGCAGUAGGGGGAUGUUUCCAUCGCUCGCUGUCACCAUGGUGUUUUAGGACCACCUGCCCGAAGAGAGGUGGGGACUGAAAUACUUCAUUUUUGUUUUGUUUUUGUAUGAUAUCAGUCAUGUAUCUGGCAAUGUUCUGUAAUAAAGUUAGUGUUUCAUUA